This is a messenger RNA of Planococcus citri (citrus mealybug), 3202 nucleotides long. RefSeq lists its product as uncharacterized. The record is from RefSeq and is a predicted model, not a curated record. Lineage: Eukaryota; Metazoa; Arthropoda; Insecta; Hemiptera; Pseudococcidae. The transcript is spliced from 2 exons. The coding region runs from base 275 to 1585 and encodes 436 amino acids.
UACAAACGCAGCUUGAACUGAGGCAUUUCGUCAUCAAUGGACGUUACAUUAUUUCGAUCAGCUGUUUGUUGCAUAUUUUACAUACAAGAGUGAUAAUGUUUGAAGUAUUAACUACACUGUUAUCAUAACCCUCUAGCUGCUCGAAUAAUCGUGAUAUUUUUUCUCCAUUAUUAUGGUUCUGUGAAAGUGUACGAAUUAUUGUGUUUCGAAUCACCUACCGCGUGAAAAAGCUUGAAUUUUUUGUUGUUUCAGUUUCCGACAAUCGACAGUGAUAAUGGACGAUUCGCCGAUGAAAUUACAAACCUUGGCUACGAAAUCGGUAUGCGUUCGGCUGGUAUACGAUUGGGCCGAGGGCGAAAUGCCCCUAAUUAAUGUUUGGGAACGAGGUAUCCGCGAUGGUACUGAAGUCUGUCCGACUCACCAGUGGUUCCUGUGGCAGUUAACCGAAAUGCAAGUUCCUCGAUUUGCCAAUAUUCCGAGUGAAGUUCAAUACCAAAUCGAAGACAACAUGCCGCCGAUUUUAAAAGAAGUUAAGAAAUGGAUCAUGUAUCAUCACUUGUUGAACUUCUUCCACGAUGAACCAUCGUCUUCGUUGAGAGAAUACAUCGUGAAACUAGUAUGGAACCAUCAUUUUAAAAUCGAUAACUCGGCUAGUGCGAAAAAUAUCCUAACUAAUGAUAAUCUAACUCUGUUGGAGAGGUUUAAAUUCGCCAGUGCGUAUUGCAUCGUCGACGAAAUCGAAAAGUUUCGAGAUAUGAUGGAUUCAGUACCGGAAUGGGAGUUGCUUGGGGAGGCAUUCGUCGCGUAUUGGUACCGGUAUUUGACCAACAAGUUAGAUACGAUAGACAAACCGAGAAAUUCCUCCAUCGAAAUGUGGUAUCUGAAAACUUCGGAGAAGGCUAUGUUAUGGUCAUCUGCCGUGUACUUCUUCGAUAAAUUGGACUCGGCGAGUAAAUCGGCCGAAUUCGAACGUGUUCUCAAAUUUUUCGCCGAUACCAACCUGAAAGAUUUGUUGGCCAAAUUAACGGAUAAAGAAUGGAAUCUCGCGUGUCGUUCUGCUAUUUCGAAAAUUGUCGAGCAAAUCGUCCAGUACGGUACCUUGGACCAAGUACAGCUCGUUUGGAAGCUAUUCCGCAGUAAAAUGGAUUCGAAGAAUUUUUGCGGUAUUCUCGAAACUCUGGUACCUUUAUCGAUGAGAAACGCGAGAGAUUUCGAAAAAUGGACCCCGUUAUUGAUGAGAAUUUGGAUCAGCGCUAGCAGCAAAUUCAAACAAGCAGCCAUCGAUAAGAAACUGUGGAAGAGUAUCGGUGAAAAAUGCUUGUCCAAUGUUGCGCACGAUAAACCGACGGAUUUUCGUGCACGUCGACGCCAAAUCGGCGAUCCGAUGAAAUUCGUCAGACUAGUGUUGAAAAGCAUACCCGUUGAGAAGAGAAUGGAAUUUUUCCAAAAAAAUUUCUGUUGGUUGAUCGUUUGGGCGCCGGUCGCUGCGGUUGAUCAAUUGAUGCGUGAUUUUCUGGAACGUUACAAUCGCGAUGUUGUCAAAUUGAAGAAAGUCGUCGCCAAUUGUUCCAAAUAUAGACAGUAAAGGGAAGACUACGCACUCAAAGCGGGACUAAAUCAAAACCAGUCGCGUUUCGGACGCCAGGUUUUGAAGAAUUUGUAGAGGGCGCCGCGCAUGUAACUUCGCGAUUCUUUAGCGAUGCUCUUGAAUCUACGUAGUUCGUACAUUUCUCGCGCUGUGAAUUAUAGAGGGCGCUCGCGCAUGCAACUUCGCGAUUACGAAAACCUUGCGCACGGAAAAUGUACGUUUUUAUAACGAUAGUGCGAAGUCUUCCCUUUACUGUCUAUAGUUCCAAAAUAGAACGGUCGCAAGCUAUAUUGAUAGCGAAAGGUGAAUUAGACGAACUCGAUGCCGUCAUAUCGUUUUAUUUCCCCGGUGUCGAUGGUUUCGAGGACAUUGCCACAAAUGAUAGUGUCGCGAUGCAAAAUAAAAUCAAGUUUCAUAAGUUCAAGUUUUUGAUGCCUGAAUCCUCUUUCGAUGCGGUAUGUUUCUGCGUGUAUCGAGGGGAUUGGAAGCCAUUCUACGAGUACGUGCAGAAAAACAUUUCAUGGAUUACCCCCUUCGCGGUUGACGGGAUCAUGAGGAAGGCGAUCUUGCAGGGCAAAUACUGGAUUCGAAGAGUCAAGAAAGGCGAGAUGAACGACUUGAAGGAAUUUGUUAGCACGGUCUACUCCAAUGUUGACCCUGAUGUAAAAGCCUCUGCAGACUCCCAAUUGAAAGCGUUGAAAAAACGAUACAAAAGCUACGCGUUGGUUGCUGUAUUCGAUAACAAUCGUCGCCAUAAAAGAAUUUUCGAUCGAGCUGCCUUACAGGAUUUUUUAUUAUGGAUUUACGACGGCGACGAACGUUUAAUCGAAGAAAACUUCAAGCAGCCGCACCUGUUUCCUAAAGGAUUCUUGGUUCAGUUGAGAGGAUGCGUUGCCGAAGGUUCCUUUCAAGUUACCAAGUCGAUGGAUGAGUAUUUGGAAUGGUGUUUUGCGACUGAAGCAGAAAGGCAGCAGUUUAAACGUAAGAUGAUAUACGAUUACCGAGAGCAUAAGAUGAUCGAAGGUUUGCUGUUGCACAGAGAGUAUCGUCGAAGGAUGUUGUUCUGGUUUUUCGACGAUGAUACCAGUUUGAUUGAAAAAUUCACGACUGAUUGUGCGCGUAAUCCCAUGUACUCGUAUUUUAUCGAUAUUACUGAAGACAGUAGUGACGACAGUGAUGAUGAAGGCGGAAGUAGUGAGUCUAAAGUGAGCGGUAGGAUUAGAUAUUAGCGUUUGAAGUAGUCUAUUGAAAAUGAGCGAUGAAUAAAGAAAAUUCAGAGUUUUGAAUAUUGAUUUUCGCGAACGUAGAAUCUUCUUUUCGAGUAUUUUUAAUGUUUUUUAAUCAUUAUCUACCUACCUAAUUAUUAAAAAAAAAUGAAUUAUUGGAAAUUGUUCUUAGAUUAGUCGUAUUUUUCUGUACUGUUUAUUUUUAAUUUUCAAUUUUUUUUUUUUUGAAAUUGAGGAUUUUUAAUUGCGAGUUGGUACUUUGAGUACGCGAUGAUUUACCAUUAUGCUUCGUAAUCGUUUUAUGUAUUUUUGUUUGAAUUUACGUGUUUGUUCUUUAAUAUGUGAUAUCAAUUGUUCCCAUUUGAAAUAUACUUACGAUUUUUUUCUU